AUGAUGCCCUUACAGGAGUUCGUGAGUGUCUGGGUCCGAGACCCCAGGAUUCAGAAAGAGGACUUUUGGCACUCUUACAUCGACUAUGAGAUAUGUAUUCACACUAAUAGCAUGUGUUUUACAAUGAAGACAUCUUGUGUACGCAGAAGGUACAGAGAAUUCGUGUGGCUGAGGCAAAGACUGCAAAGCAACGCGUUGCUGGUAGAAUUACCAGAACUUCCAUCUAAAAACCUAUUUUUCAACAUGAACAAUCGCCAGCAUGUUGACCAGCGCCGCCAGGGCUUGGAAGAUUUCCUCAGAAAAGUCCUGCAGAACGCACUUUUGCUUUCCGACAGCAGUCUCCACCUCUUCCUGCAGAGCCACCUGACCUCCGAGGACAUCGAAGCAUGCGUUUCCGGGCAGACCAAGUACUCGGUGGAAGAAGCAAUUCACAAGUUUGCCUUGAUGAAUAGACGGUUCCCUGAAGAAGAUGAUGAAGAAGGGAAAAAAGACAACGAUGUAGAUUAUGACUCAGAAAGUUCAUCCUCUGGGCUUGGACACAGCAGUGAUGACAGCAGUUCACAUGGAUGUAAGACAAGCCCAGCUCUGCAGGAGUCAUGAAAAGGAAUUCUAGGGCUACCACAUCUGAAACAGAAUUGUGCCCAGCCAGGAAGAAGCUCACAAUGGCUUCUUACCUAGUGCCACUGUCAUGAUCCUAGGUAGUUGUUAUUAGUAUUAGGAUUUUUAUGUUGUUUAAUUUUAGCCAAGCUUCUGUAUGAAGCUAAUAAGGUCUGUGAAUGCUGUACAACCCUUUAUUGCCAUAUAAUACUUGUAAAUAUGAUCCUGCUCUCAAGUGAAAUGAGUUAUAGCUCCAGUUAGCCUUGACUGAAUUUUAAAGAGCUAGGUGUUACCAGGAGCAUUCCAAACUCAGACAGAGCAUCCUUGCCUUAUCAAUAAGGAAGUGACUAGAAACACAGCGUGUGACUGGAGCCAGGGUACGGAGUCACGACACAGGAGACUGCCUCGUUGGCACAUGGCUCUGUUUUGUGGAGACUUCCCCUGCUCUGGAAAAUACUUUGCUUUUAGGUAUUUGAUUGAAAUAUUUAAGAGUAUUUAAGCUUUCCAGUGUAUCACAUGUAAAUGGAAAAUAUGUCUUACAAAUAGAGACAUACUAAAAUAAUGUUUACAUCUUAGGGGAGAAAAAAAGAAAACCCCAGAAGUGUUCAUAGUUUUGCUUAAAUUUGCCAUAUGUAGAUUUAGAAAUAAACCCUCCCCAUUCAAAAUCAGCAUCACGUGCUUUCUGGCAACACGUCGUCCUUUUAUCAUUGUGUCAUUACAGUCACGGCUUAACGAUUUAUUUUCUGACAGUUUAUAAAGUGUGCAUUGAAAAAAAAAAUCACCAGGUAGCUUUCAUCAGUGGUGGCUCCUCACUAUUUAUUUUUAAGUUAGAAGGUUUAUACGUAUAUAAGAGUUAAUUUAAUUUUACCCAUAGAU
Acomys russatus (golden spiny mouse) is the source of this 1473-nucleotide messenger RNA. RefSeq names its product sorting nexin 10 (gene Snx10). The coding region runs from base 1 to 600 and encodes 199 amino acids. NCBI's taxonomy places the organism in Eukaryota, Metazoa, Chordata, Mammalia, Rodentia, Muridae. The transcript has 5 exons. Gene Ontology annotation, molecular function: phosphatidylinositol binding. Gene Ontology annotation, biological process: intracellular protein transport. The record is from RefSeq and is a predicted model, not a curated record.